GACCCCGGCUGUGUCGCAAGCAGGUUCCAGACCCUGUGCCUCCCCCUCCUGUCCUGAUUCCAGGAACCUGUCCCCACACAGGAGCUGCCCCAGCCAGCGCAGCUGCUACUUAAGGAAGCUGGGCCCCGCCUGCACUUGCGCAGUCCUGCCCAUCCACCCGGACUCCAGGAUGGGGGCCCCGGCCAGGGUCCUGCCCUCUCUGCUGCUGGGGCUGCUGCUCGCGUCCUCCCCGGGGGCCCCGGGGGCCAACCCCGGCCUGGUCGCCAGGAUCACCGACCAGGGCCUGCAGUAUGUGGCCAAGGAGGGGCUGGUGGCCCUGCAGAGGGAGCUGCAUAGAAUUACGCUGCCUGACUUCACUGGGGACUUCAAGAUCAAGCAUGUUGGGCGUGGGCACUACGAGUUCCACAGCCUGCACAUCCACAGCUGUGAGCUGCUGAGCUCUGCUUUGACACCCCUUCCUGGCCAGGGCCUGAGCCUGUCCAUCUCCGACGCCUCCAUCCGGGUCCAGGGCGACUGGAAGGUGCGCAAGUCAUUCCUGAGGCUACAUGGCUCCUUUGACGUGCACAUCAAGGGCAUGACCAUUUCCGUCAACCUGGUCCUGGGCAGUGAGUCCUCGGGGAGGCCCACGGUCACUACCUCCAGCUGCAGCACCCACAUCCGUGAUGUGGAGGUGGACAUGUCGGGAAAUUUGGGGUGGCUGCUGAGUCUCUUCCACAACCAGAUCGAAUCCAGAUUACGAGAAAUACUGGAGAGCAAGGUUUGCGAAAUUAUCCAGAAAUCGGUGACCUCUGACCUACAGCCUUACCUCCAAACUCUUCCAGUCACAACAGAGAUCGACCGUCUCGCUGGCAUUGAUUACAGCCUAAUGGAGGCCCCUCGGGCAGCGGCCCAAAUGCUGGACGUGAUGUUGAAGGCUGAAAUUUUUAACCGUGAACAUCGCACCCCAGUUGCUUUCCUUGCUCCUGUCAUGAGCCUUCCUGAGGAACACACCCGAAUGGUCUACUUUGCCAUCUCUGAUUAUGUCUUCAACACAGCCAGCCUGGUAUAUCAUGAGGCAGGGUACCUGAACUUCUCCAUCACAGAUGAUGUGGUUCCACCGACCUCCAACAUCCGACUGACCACCAAGUCCUUCCGCGCCUUCGUCCCCCGGCUGGCCAAACGCUACCCCAACAUGAACUUGGAGCUCCAGGGAAGAGUGGUCUCUGCCCCCGUCCUGAACUUCAGCCCUGGGAACCUGUCCUUGUCCCCCCAGAUGGAGGUUGAGGGCUUUGUGCUCCUGCCUAACUCUGCCAGGGAGCUUAUCUUCCAGCUCGGUGUGACCACUAACCUGUCGGCCACGUUGACCUUCAACGCCAGCAAGAUCACUGGGUUCCUGAAGCCAGAAAAGGUACAAGUGGAACUGAAAGAAUCUAAAGUUGGACUAUUCAAUGUGGAGCUGUUAGAGGCGCUGCUCAACUACUACAUUCUCAACACCCUCUAUUCGGAGGUCAAUGCUAAACUGGCAUCAGGCUUCCCCCUUCCUCUGCUAAAACAUAUUCAGCUCUAUGACCCUGUUGUCCAGAUCCACAAGGACUUCCUGUUCUUAGGUGCCAACGUCCAGUACCUGAGAGUUUGAGGGCGAGGAGACAGACGGGCAUGGAGGCCGCAGCGGGGUCAGCAGGGUGCAGCUUCAGAUCUGCAGGCUAUUCCCGGAGAUUCUGGGAGGAUGAAGACUUUCCUGUUCUCUCUGCGGGGAGGUCUGCCUGGCCUCUGCCCCCCACUCCUCUUCGGGAAGUGUGCCCAGGCACUCUUCAACUCCAGACUUUACUUUCUCCGCCAGGAUGGACCAUCGUCCUCACUGGCCUGUAGAUCGUCAAGGGCAGGCACCAUCGUUUUCAUUCACCGCCUGAUCCCCAUGCACAGUGCUGGCACGUAGUGGGUCCUCAAUAAAUACGUACUGAAUGAUUCACUGAAGGAACCACCUGGUCCUCCCUAUUGCCCACGGGAUCUUUAGAUGGUCAGUCCCAUCUGUGGUCUCCAGUGCCUGGCCCUGACCACACUCCCCUUUCCCAUCCGCUGCUGCUGUGGGAACCUCAGUGAGAGAAGAAGGGAUUCUGCUCCCCGCUCAGCCCUGGACCUGGCACUGGUGCCCGCUCUCUUAAGGGGCUUGUCCAUCUUGGUUUAUGGGGAAUUCGUGGGCUCAUUUUAAUACAUGCCUCUCAACCCCCUCACCUCCUGCCUGCUGCAGACAUGGAGCCAAUGGGUCUCCCAGAGCAAACACUCAGCCUCCAACUGCUUUCCCCAUUGACACGGGUGUAAAUUAGGAGGAAAUUGACCCGUCUCGGGUUUUGGUCCGACCCAAAUAGAAAGCUCAUCCCCCUGCUGUUUAUGAGCCGCCAGCCUGGAGGAAGAGGCCUUGGUUUCUAAUCAUCGCGCAACCAGACUUUGAUCAGACUAAAGAGCCGCUUCCAACCUAUGUGGUUGGUUACCCCAGGACUGGGAAUCACCAGGAUCGUUUGGUAUUUUUUUAUUGUGCUCGCGAGCAGAUGGAUGGCGCUGCCCGCUAGCAGGUAGGUCACAGGGAAUAGACGGAUUUACCGUGUGUGACAGAUGCGGUCCAAGAUGGGACAAUGGCUGUGUGAGCCGUGGCUGCCCCUCCCUCUCCUAGCUCCUUUGGCUCACUUGUCCGCCACCAUCAUCCAUCGCUGUGGUGGAUGGGGGAAGGGCCCAGGCUUCUUCCAGUGCUAGCCAUGUGGUCUUGAGCAGUCCCUCUCCCCUUGGGGUCCCCACCUAUGAAAUAGGGGUGAUAGUAAUAGUAGCUACUUCCCAGGGCUGUGAUGAUGAUGAGGUUAGGUAACCUGUAUAAAAGGAUUUAUUUAGCCAUAGUGAGGACUCAAUAGGUAUUGGCCAGACCUGCUUACCAAGCAUCUCCCGUUUGCGGGCACUGGGUCGCUCAGCAUGGGGUACGGAGAGGCAGCUUAGACCCAGUGCCAGCCCUGCUCUUAAGAGCAUUGCCUCGGAUGUGGUGGAAGAGCCAGCCUUGUUUCCGGUGUACUUGCUUUGGGCUCCUGGCAAGGCCUCGCUGAGCCUCGGUGUCCUCACAUGUCCAGUGUGGCCAGGGACCCCUCCUUUCAGGGUGACUAGGGUCGCGAUGGGUUCAUGUCAGGCUUCUGGGGAUGCCCCGGGCACAGCCAGGUCCUGGUAAACGGCUGGUGCUACUUCACCUGCCUCACUUUGGGGUCCCCGGGAGCAGACCCUGCGACAAGGAGGAGAGGUUUCCAGUGGAGAGAAAAUGAGAUGGGGCAGGGGAGGGAGCCUACGAAAGGUAUGUGAUCAACCAGUUAAGGGCCACAGGUGCUGGGGUAUGUAUACACCCUCCCCUCUCGGUCACUGUUUGAGGGGAGCUCUUGGCUCCAGUCUGGGCAGAGCGGGCGCUAGCAGCCACAGAAACUUCUCAUCAAAGAACAGCAAGUGUGCGAUGCGCCUCUUCCCUUGGCCGACUUUAGUUGGCAUCCUUUCCCUUCAAUAAGCGGUUACUGUGAGUGUAACAGCUUUCUGUGAGACCCGUGAGACUUUCCAGUGAGUUAUAGAACUACGGGUGGCCCUGGCCAGUUUGGCUCAGUGGAUAGAGCGUCAGCCUGUGGACUCAGUGGUCCCAGGUUCGAUUCCGGUCAAAGGCAUGUACCUUGGUUGCGGGC
Messenger RNA from Myotis myotis, 3677 nucleotides. It is a transcript of the gene LBP, whose product is annotated as lipopolysaccharide binding protein. The transcript is spliced from 15 exons. Lineage: Eukaryota; Metazoa; Chordata; Mammalia; Chiroptera; Vespertilionidae. Gene Ontology annotation, molecular function: lipopolysaccharide binding. The coding region runs from base 170 to 1615 and encodes 481 amino acids. The record is from RefSeq and is a predicted model, not a curated record. Gene Ontology annotation, biological process: positive regulation of macrophage activation; macrophage activation involved in immune response; acute-phase response.